AUGAGUGUCAGAUUCAUGGAAAUGUCAUACAUAUGCCCCCUGAAGAUCUCCAUCAAACAAUUACUUCUUGGCCUUUCUCCACUUGGGGAUGUUAUUGGUCCCAUAAAUCCGCCUUCAUCUAAAGAAAAACAAUAUAUUCUAGCAGUAACAGACUAUUUCUCUAAGUGGAGUGAAGCAAUCGCAUUGCAUAAUGUCAAAGAAAAAGACAUGGUUAAUUUCAUCCAACACGCGAUAAUAUAUCGCCACAACAUCCCAAAGAAAAUCGUAACUGAUAAUGGUACCCCUUUCAAGAAUAGAGGCAUGGAAAAGCUGUGUCAAAAAUUCAGUAUUCACCACUCGUUCUCAACACCUUACUAUCCACCAGCCAAUGGAUUAGCAGAGGUAUUCAAUAAGACGAUAGUGAAGAUACUGAAGAAGACAGUGACAGGAACAAGUGUGAUUGGGAUGAACAGUUGCAAGAAGCAUUGUGAGCAUAUAGGACUACCCACCGGACAACAACAAGAUCAUCCCAUUUGA
Molecule: messenger RNA, 516 nt
Organism: Magnolia sinica
Lineage: Eukaryota; Viridiplantae; Streptophyta; Magnoliopsida; Magnoliales; Magnoliaceae
Exons: 1
Coding region: 1-516 (171 amino acids)
Biological process (GO): DNA integration
Molecular function (GO): nucleic acid binding
Source: RefSeq, a predicted model, not a curated record